UUUUCAUCUAUUCACACGCAAUAACUACAUACUUGUUUCCUUUUUGGAUCGAAGCGUGAAAAAAUGUGAACUAAAUAAAAAAAAAUAGAAAACAUCUGCAAGCACUUAAAAUACUUAAUUCUUGAAAAAUAAAAAUUUAUAGUAUUACUUUUUUACAAUUAUACAACAAGAAAGGGAAAUAAUUUAGUUUUAAGUAGAAAAAUGUGUGCAAAAAUCAAAUAACUACACAAACAAACGAGGAAAAAUGUGUGUAUAUAAAAAAUAACAAAAAUAAAAAACUUUUCGGUUUGGUUUAUAUGUGUGUGAAUGUGUGCUAGAGUUGUCCCAGCUGGCAGUUGUAUAAAGAAAUAAAAAUGAAUGGAUGUAUCUUAAAGAUAUAAAUGUAUCCAAAGAAAUAAAAUAAUUUCGUUUGAAAGUACAUAAUGCAAAAAUGCAAUACCAUAACUGUCCCAGACAAUAUUUCUUCUUUCAAUGCCACAAUAUCAACAAAAACCACAACAUCGAGAGCCGCAGCAGCAGAAAAAACUUCAUUAACGUCAACGCCGACGCAAGAUACAAAAACAAAUAGGUUGGUUGUCAUUAACUCGGCCACUACUGCUCUGCAUAAGCAUAAUUAUUAUCAUCCACUACAGAAACAACAACAACAACGCAGACGACGAUCAUAUUUUAAGCGUGAACCGAUAUUCGUACUCAUCAUAAUGCGGUUAAAUUUGAAGGCAGUUUUGUUAUUACUGACAGUAGCUGUGGUUGUUAUAACAUGUGCCGUUUAUAUGCGCUGUGCCGAAUUUAUAUUUCCCCGUGACUUAGUUAGACAUUGGGAUCCCAAGCUGUAUGCCGUUGGCGGUGGUUUGGAUCUACUCAAUACCAAUAACAUAGAAGGUGAUGGCGGUGGUGGGGGCGGGUCUAGUGACAAUUCAGUACCAUUACAGGACAUCAAGUGCCUAAUAAAUCAAGAGUAUACCAUAAAUUGUAAACGUGAUGAAGAGGCCCACGAAAUCUAUGUGCCUUUUUCAUUUUUGCGCACAUAUUUCGAUAUAUCCGGUUCGAUGAGUAAUCCCUCAUCGCCGCAGACCUUGGAGGCAAUGAAUAAUGAUGUACUUGCUGGUGGUGGGGGCGGAGUUGCCGAACCACAAUUCCUGUGGAUGCAUAGUACGGCAAAAAUUAAUUUACCCAAGGCCAAAUAUGAUGCUCGCGGUCUAUUUAUGUAUUUCGAGAAUUAUAAUGUGGAGGCUCGAGAUCGUGUCAAAUGUAUAAGUGCUGCCGAGGGUGUACCAAUCAGUACACAAUGGGAGAAACGGGGCUACUUUUAUCCCACACAAAUAGCGCAAUUUGCUUUGUCACAUUAUAGUAAGAAUUUAACAGAACCGGCACCGAGGAUAAAUAUACUGGAAAAUGCCGAUGAUGUACGCAACACUUGGCAAAUACCAAAAGGCAGUAAUCUCUCACGCAUUUGGCAUCCGAAAUUCAACUCAACUGUCAUCCAAUACGAAACUGGCGCUGAUUUUGACAGUGCCAUUACCCUUAAUAAUAUCAAUCAAGCCAUGGACUUGGUCUUGAGCGUUGAUUUACUCCUAAUAACGAACAGCAGCAGCCUAUUGGUUACCAUUGAAAAUCAUGAAACCAAACGUACUUAUCGUGUUCAUUAUAUACCUGCCGAUUUGCUGCUAAGUGUACAAGAUGAUAACAUCUAUUAUGGUUUGGGUGGAACACAAACUCUCAAUAAAUGGCGACACUUGACGCGCGACCUGCACAUAGAUGUACAAAAGGGUCUGGCUCUGGAGUCACCGAAAAAAUCCUCCUUAGCGAAUAAGGUUAAACGUUCCGAUCUACGUGUUGUCUCCAUUGCAUUUAUGGGCAUUGGUUUCUUCGAUAAUGUCUCACUGUCCACGAGUAAUCAUUUGGCACAUUUUUACGAUGCAGCCGAAUGGUUUAUUUCACAUCAAGACUUGCGAACUGGUGGCUGGCCAAAUCCAGUGCGACGUAGUUUAAAUGGUUUUGCUGAACUAAAACCCGGCUGGCUAUCGGCCAUGGGUCAGGGCCAUGCAAUAUCGGUGUUGGCUCGUGCCUACUGGCAUUCGGGUGAUAAACGUUAUUUAAGGGCUGCCACAUUGGGUCUGAAACCGUAUCGUGUACUCUCGAAAGAUGGUGGGGUGCUGGCGCAGUUUAUGGAUAAAUACAAUUGGUAUGAAGAAUAUCCAACAACGCCAGCUUCAUUUGUAUUAAACGGUUUCAUAUAUUCCCUGUUGGGUCUAUAUGACCUAAACACCACGGCGCCCUCCUUUAUUGCCAAAGAGGCUGGCAAACUCUUCGAUCAGGGUAUGUUGUCGCUAAAGAAAAUGUUGCUGCUAUAUGACACCGGUUCGGGUACCAGUUACGAUUUGCGACAUUUAAGCUUAGGCGUUGCCCCAAAUCUAGCACGAUGGGACUAUCAUGCAACACAUGUUAAUCAGCUGCUCUUGUUGGCCACCAUUGACAGCGAUCCCAUUAUUGCACAAACGGCCGAACGUUGGAAGGGUUACAUGUUUGGUAAACGGGCAAAACAUAAUUAGUACUUUUUUAGUUUCCAUUUGAAUUUUGCUUUACACAAAUUCCUCGGUACCAUUUCUUUUGGUACUCUAUUGUCUUUUCCUAUGCUCUUGGAAAACAAAAAGCAAAAGAAGAAAUGAAAAAAAAAAAACAAAAGUGAUAUCGCACAUCUUAACUUAAGUAUUUUGUUAUUUAUUUUUGUACUUUGAUAAACGCUGAGAUAUGACGAAGGAGAAAAAUAACACAAAACGAAAAAAAAACAGACUUUCCUAAAGCAAAAAAUGUUUUUUUAGAAUUUAUGAUGAAAUCUAUAUUCUUGUCCACUUUUUUUAUUUUUUCGUUUUAAACAUAACCAUACUGUUCAAAACAGUAUUCGAAUGAUGUAGUAUUAGAUGAUUUUCUUUUUUAUUUUAUUUAAUAAGUUUUGUAUUAUAUUUUAUUGUAUGUAUGUAUUCUUUUUUUCUACUGUGUGUAUACUAUUGUUCGUAAAGAAAAAGUUUUGCUGUUUAUUUCGGUGCUUAUAAAUACUUAGAAUAUAUAAAUAUCAGUUUUUUUAUAUUAUUUUGAUACUAAGUUUUUUUACAUACAUAUAUAGAACUAAAAGUGUACCUCUUUAAUAUGCAAUUACGUAAAGAAAUGUUCUUUUUUUAAUAAACAAAAAAAAAAAAAACAAAUAACUUAAGAAACUAACUUGUUCGUAAACCUUAAGAAUAACUUAAAGCAAUAGCCAAGAUAUUAAUUUAACAUGGAUUUAAAUUUGUUAUAAUUUACACUUUGUAUUUACAUAUUACACCACUUUCCAGCCAAAGGAUAUUUUGACAGUAAUUUUUAUAUCAAAUUGUAGCUCUGACAUUCAAUGUGAUAAAAGAACGAAAACAGACAUGUGUUUUCCAGGACCAUGCCAUUAAAAAAAUGAUGAUUUUCUCAGAUUUAGUUUGGGGUUUUUAUUUCCUCCCUGAGACAGAGAUGUAACUCUUGUCAUUUGCAGGGUGAGAUAAAAAAAAACUGCAACAAAGUCAAACACUAUAAUUUUUACAUUUUUUUUAAAUUUUAUUAAAUGAAAGCAAAAAAUGUCGGAAAUAGCAUCAAAUUUUAGACAAGGUUUAGAUUUUUUCGAAUUGGUCACCUUUGGCACGAAUUAUGCCCUUCAAACGUCACACUCUGCCCGAAUGUUGUUCUGCGGUAUUUUGACCCAUUCACGGCGAAGCGCUUGCUUGAAGUGAUCGACACUUUGGUAUUUUUUAGUGCCAACCUCACUUUUCAAAAUGCUCCAUUCAUAAUAGUCCAACGGAUUGGAACCUCAUUUUGUAACCAUUCUUGGGUGGUGGGUGCUAAGUGCGAUGAUGCUGAGUCCUGUUGGAAUCUCCAAGGUCUGCGGCCAAAAUGUUUGCAUGCCCAAGGCUUUAAUACACCCUCCAGAAUAUUUUCCCGACAAUAUUCGGCAUUUAUUCUGAUGCCACGGUCGAUGCGAGCGGAGAGCGACCAUCGGCUGUUAUGACGGCCCACAACAUCACCAUGGCCAGCGCUUGAGUUGUGGUGGCCAACCAUACGUGCACAUUUUCAGCUGACCUCUUUGGCAAGUAAACACGAUCAUUUUUUUUUUUUUUUUUUUU
Musca domestica (house fly) is the source of this 4139-nucleotide messenger RNA. RefSeq names its product D-glucuronyl C5-epimerase B (gene Hsepi). The transcript has 6 exons. Gene Ontology annotation, cellular component: Golgi apparatus. The coding region runs from base 423 to 2549 and encodes 708 amino acids. The record is from RefSeq and is a predicted model, not a curated record. Gene Ontology annotation, biological process: heparan sulfate proteoglycan biosynthetic process. NCBI's taxonomy places the organism in Eukaryota, Metazoa, Arthropoda, Insecta, Diptera, Muscidae. Gene Ontology annotation, molecular function: heparosan-N-sulfate-glucuronate 5-epimerase activity.